Messenger RNA from Daktulosphaira vitifoliae (grape phylloxera), 993 nucleotides. RefSeq names its product charged multivesicular body protein 1b (gene Chmp1). Bases 168 to 767 code for a protein of 199 amino acids. Gene Ontology annotation, biological process: endosome transport via multivesicular body sorting pathway; late endosome to vacuole transport; protein transport. Lineage: Eukaryota; Metazoa; Arthropoda; Insecta; Hemiptera; Phylloxeridae. The record is from RefSeq and is a predicted model, not a curated record. The transcript is spliced from 5 exons. Gene Ontology annotation, cellular component: multivesicular body; ESCRT III complex.
AUCACUAUACAUAAAAACAAAAAGCUUAAUUGAAACAUAUGAGUGAUAUUUUAACUUAUGUUUCUAUUGUUUGGCUACAAUAACAAUAAUAAUAACUUUAAGGUAUUUUAAAACUUUUGCACAACUAUUUAUUAGUUUUAUAUUAAUAAAGAAGAUAAUUUCAUGCAAUGUCAGCUAUGGAGAAUCAUUUAUUUAAUUUAAAAUUUGCUGUUAAAGAGUUAGAAAGGAAUUCAAAAAAAUGUGAGAAAGAAGAAAAAGCAGAGAAAUUAAAAACCAAAAAAGCUAUUCAAAAGGGAAACAUGGAGGUUGCACGAAUACAUGCUGAAAAUGCUAUCAGGCAAAAAAAUCAAUCUCUUAAUUAUUUGCGAAUGAGUGCUAGAGUUGAUGCAGUUGCUUCAAGAGUUCAAGGAGCUCUUACUACAAGAAAGGUAACUCAAAGUAUGGGUGGUGUUGUAAAAGCAAUGGAUGCAGCUAUGAAAUCAAUGAAUCUUGAAAAAAUUUCUUCUUUGAUGGAUAAGUUUGAAAAUCAAUUUGAAGAUUUGGAUGUACAAAGUUCUUACAUGGAUAAUACCAUGUCUCAAAGUACUACAACUGCUGUACCUCAGGGUGAUGUUGAAAACUUAUUACAACAAGUUGCUGAUGAAGCUGGUUUGGAAUUGAAAAUGGAGUUACCAUCUAACCCUCAAAGUAUCAGCUCAUUAUCUACUACUACUACUGAACAAGAUGAACUGACUCAACGUUUGGCACGUCUUAGACAAGCAGAGUAGUACUGAGAACUGUAUUAGUUUAUUUUCAGCUUAUGUAUUGUAAUUAUUUAAAUAAUUUGUUUAAGGUAAUAAACUAAAUUAGAUCUAUUAAUCUAAUUCAGUAAUAAAUAUUAUUAAAUAAUAUAUAUAUUAAAUGAUUAUUCAAUGUUAUAGAUUUAAAAAACAAAUCUACAGAAUUAUUUUAUUCAUUAUGUAUGCAAUAUAAUGAUAUUAUAUUUAAUUAUUA